UCUCUAAAGAAACAUUUGUUGUAUUCAUUUCACGUUCUUCAUAGUUGUGAUGAAUUUAACGUAUACCAUUUCGUUAUUUUUAUUAUACUUAUUCAAUAUUAUGAAAAUAACUAAUGGACAAUUAUUACCAGCUGACUCUACAUUGAAAUUUUCCAUUGUAAUUUUCAGACAUGGCGACAGAGCACCAUUUUUCGAUUACAAGACAAACCCACAUAAAGACGCUUUCCCUGAAGGUCCAUUCCAAUUGACAAAAAUUGGUAAGCAACACAUGUAUAAAAAAGGCCAAAUAUUAAGGAAAUUAUAUGAUGGUUUUUUAAGUAAAUUAUACUUGGAUAGUGAAAUUUAUACAAAAACAACGACGGUUGCAAGAACUCACAUGACAGCUGCAAUGGUUUUAGCAGGUCUUUAUCCGCCAACGAGCUACUUGAAAUGGUCAGAAAAUGAGACCGUGUGGACACCUAUACCUGUGUAUGGAGGAUCACCGGAUCACAGUGACGGAAAAUUAGCUAAUUGUCCAGCAUUCAAUGGUGUUCAAAAAGAUGCCCAAAUAUUUAAUGAUACUAAGUUAAAUGAAAUGCUUCCAUAUCUUUCAGAAAAAUGCGGUCAACUAAUUAAAUCUGAAGAUUUAUUUCCUUUAUAUGAUUUAUUGAAGUGUCAAAUAUCUGCUGGGUUAAAACAACCAGAAUGGUUGACACCAGAAAUAUUUGAGCAAAUAAAUACAUCUUUUGAAAGAAUAGAAAAAAAUAAACAGUUUGUAAAUAAAAGACUUCAGAAUAUGUAUACAGGUCCUUUAAUGAAAGAAAUCACUCAGAAAAUACAAGAAAAGUCAAAUGCUAACUCUAACAAGACCGAGCUUAAAAAAAUGCUUUUAUACUCUGGCCAUGACUACAGUUUAGGAUUUUUAGCUGCUAUUUUAGAUAAUCCGAUGCCUAUUUCUAGUUUUGGUGGCUCAUUACAUUUUCAUUUGUACUCUUUCAAUAAUAGUAUAGGGGAUGUUAUUAAGCUAUAUUAUCUUGAAAAUUGGAAUGACGAUCAAGGUGUAGAACUUCCGUUAAAUAGUUGUGGAAAACCUUGUACAGUUACUAGUUUUGUUAAAUUUGUUGAUUCAAAACUUACAAAAUCUUGGGAAGAAGAUUGUAAUGAUGUUUAGAUUUUUAAACGCAAGUCUGGUCUUUCUGUGUUGUUCACUGUUUACUGUAUAAAAAAUAUAAAUUGGUAUUGUAAUAAUUGUCAUUAAAAUAAAAUAAUCGAUUCAA
This is a messenger RNA of Daktulosphaira vitifoliae (grape phylloxera), 1256 nucleotides long. RefSeq names its product lysosomal acid phosphatase-like. Gene Ontology annotation, molecular function: phosphatase activity. Bases 50 to 1150 code for a protein of 366 amino acids. Lineage: Eukaryota; Metazoa; Arthropoda; Insecta; Hemiptera; Phylloxeridae. The transcript is spliced from 7 exons. Gene Ontology annotation, biological process: dephosphorylation. The record is from RefSeq and is a predicted model, not a curated record.